Molecule: messenger RNA, 1005 nt
Organism: Papaver somniferum (opium poppy)
Lineage: Eukaryota; Viridiplantae; Streptophyta; Magnoliopsida; Ranunculales; Papaveraceae
Product: translation initiation factor IF-2-like
Exons: 1
Coding region: 1-1005 (334 amino acids)
Source: RefSeq, a predicted model, not a curated record
AUGGUAUUAACAAUCGGGAUAUGUGAAGAGAUGGACGCAACACGGAGGGACAUAGACGAGGAGGAAAAAAUAACGAGUGAUGGUGAGAAGGAGUGCGAGAUGACACUAGAAAAGGAAGGUCAUAAUGAGGUAAAGCAAAGUGGAAAGGAAAAUAAAGGAAAAACGGCUGAAGGAAGUGAGGCAUCAAGAAGCGAGAAAGAAAGCCCUAUCGUUAAAGAAAAACGAACCCCGAUAGGAGGAGCAAAGAUAAACACUUCUAAAUGUAAAAAGGUGUUGGAACAAGAGGCUGAUGGAAGCGUUGAAUUGCAGGAUUCUUUAGGAAAAGGGAAAAAGGCUUGCAAAGAAGAAAUGAAGGAACGAUUGAAGGAGGAACUCUACCAAGAAAGGCGAAAAAAGGAAGACUUGGUGAAGGAACGUAUAAGGUUGGAAAAACAAAAUGACAAGCUUAUAAUUAAGAACAAUCAUUUAAAAAGAAAGCAAGAGAAGAGUAGCGCACAAAGAGGAGAAUAUGCUUUGAAAAAGAUAGCUGAAGAAUGUCGCAACUACCGGAGAGAUAAUAAAGGGCGAUGGGAGCAGAACGAACGAGAAGACUUAAAGAGAGCCAUAGAGAAUAACAGGAGGGAAUUCAGAGAAACAGAGUAUUUAAUGCAGCAAUCGAUGGUGGUCGGCAGGAGAGGAAACAAUACCCAAAUAGUAGAAAGGCUGCAACCCAAACUAAUGAACAAAUGCGCAAGGAGAGAACCACGCAAACCAGAAAUAGCAGCACUGUUUUCGUUAAGGCAAAGAGAAAAUGAAAAUCUGCGAAGUCUAGUGGCGAGAUGGGAAACGAUCUGCAGAGAACUAAAAGGAAGGAUUUCAGAGGAAGAUUUAGUGCGCUCAUCCAUCUAUGCGUUUUCAACUAAGCAUCCUUUAUUCACAAUGUUAUUUAAGGUCGUAAACGAAGUAAAAAUGAAGGAAUUGAAAAGAUAUCAGUCUGAGCACAUUCGCAUGGAAGAAGAGCAAUGA